Messenger RNA from Spea bombifrons (plains spadefoot toad), 2155 nucleotides. It is a transcript of the gene DUS3L, whose product is annotated as dihydrouridine synthase 3 like. Gene Ontology annotation, molecular function: flavin adenine dinucleotide binding; RNA binding; tRNA dihydrouridine synthase activity. NCBI's taxonomy places the organism in Eukaryota, Metazoa, Chordata, Amphibia, Anura, Pelobatidae. The transcript is spliced from 14 exons. Gene Ontology annotation, biological process: tRNA processing. The record is from RefSeq and is a predicted model, not a curated record. Bases 73 to 2073 code for a protein of 666 amino acids.
CGUGCGCAGCGUGCCGAGUGGAGAUAGCGGUGUGCUGUGUGACAGAGCCCCAUAGACCGCAUAGAUAGCGUGAUGGCGGAAGGAAACGAUCAAAAUAGUGAAAAUGGCGAAAUCAAAUCUCUGCCUAAAAACUUUGAUCGUGGUGUUGCAGCCAUUAAGCCCCAGUUUUUAACCACCAAAGAACAAUUUCAUGCUUUCAUUGAUGGAGAUGGCAAAGCAGGAACCACAGAGCAAGAGAGUUUGGAUAGUAAUGGGGAAACUGCUGAUGGCCCAAAAGAACCUGAAGCAAAACGGAUUAAGCUCACUGAUACCAGCAGCACAAAUGAGGAGCAAAAUAGUGCAGCGAAUGUACAAGAAAAGAAAAGAGCUAGAGGGCAGAACAAGAGUCGUCCUCACAUGAAACUUUCACAAUUGGAGCAGACUAAGUUGUGUUCUACUCUACUACAGGGAAAAGAAAAAAAUUGUCCCUAUGGCGAUAAGUGCAGAUUUUCACAUGAUAUUGAGAAAUAUAUGGCAGAAAAGCCAGCAGAUAUUGGGCCAAAGUGUCACUUAUUUGAGACAUUUGGGAAAUGUUCCUAUGGCGUCGUCUGCCGUUUUGCAAAAUCACACUUGGCAGAAGGUUUCAAGAACAUGAUCAAUGAAGAUCUUGUGAAAAAGCAUGAAGGGAUUGCUUUAGUAAAGAACAAUUUGGACAAAGAUUUACAGUUUCAGUUACGGAAAAAAAAAGUUUUAUUUGAAAAGUCGGUAGAAUAUUUGAAGAACAUGAACAAAUCCAAAAAGUCCGACACUACGGGUGGAAAGUUAGGCGUUGGAACAGAAUUGAGCGUGGCUCCAGUGGAAUGUGUGAAAGCAUCUGCAUUAGAUGAAGCCGAUGUGUGCAAGGUUUCUGGUGAGGGAGACACAAUUAAGGAAGAUUCAACUACAACUUCAACGAAUGCUCAAAAAGAGAUGGCAAAGGUCACAGUUGGACCGUUGACAGAUGAAGAUAUUAUAAAGCUCAGACCUUCUGAGAAGAAAACUAUUGAUUUCAGAAACAAGCUGUAUCUUGCGCCAUUAACAACGUGUGGCAAUCUGCCUUUCAGGAGAAUAUGUAAACGUUAUGGGGCAGAUAUCACAUGCGGAGAGAUGGCUGUGUGCACAAAUAUUUUGCAGGGACAGCCGUCUGAAUGGGCACUGUUAAGGCGGCAUCAUACUGAGGAUCUAUUCGGUGUACAGUUAGAAGGUGCUUUUCCUGACACUAUGACCAAAUGUGCUGAGCUCAUCAACAAACACAUUGAGGUUGACUUUGUGGAUGUCAACGUUGGAUGCCCAAUAGACCUGGUGUAUAAUAAGGGAGGUGGCUGUGGGCUAAUGAAUAGAACUAACAAAUUUGAACAGAUUAUAAAAGGAAUGAAAUCGGUGCUUGAUGUUCCACUGACUGUGAAGAUCAGGACGGGUGUUCAUGAAAACCACAAUCUUGCCCACAAACUUAUUCCAAAACUUAGAGAAUGGGGUGUAUCAUUGGUUACUCUUCAUGGAAGAUCGAGAGAGCAACGAUACACCAAGCUUGCAGACUGGGAGUAUAUUAAUUCCUGUGCUAAAAUAGCAGACCCACUUCCGUUCUUUGGGAAUGGAGACAUCUUUUCUUACGAAGACUCAAAUCGUGCUCUGCAGACUGGUGUUUCAGGUGUAAUGCUGGCAAGAGGGGCACUUGUGAAACCCUGGCUCUUUACCGAGAUUAAAGAGCAGCGACACUGGGAUAUAUCCUCUUCAGAAAGAUUUGAUAUUCUCCAAGAUUUUACGAACUAUGGUCUGGAGCACUGGGGGUCCGAUUCCCAGGGAGUGGAGAAAACAAGAAGGUUUAUGCUGGAGUGGCUGUCCUUCCUCUGCAGGUACAUUCCAGUUGGUUUAUUGGAACACAUACCUCAAAAAAUCAAUGAACGCCCUCCGUACUAUAUAGGUAGAGACUACAUGGAGACACUAAUGGCAAGCCAAAAUGUAUCUGAUUGGAUCAAGAUCAGUGAAAAGCUUCUGGGACCCGUGCCUCAGAACUUUACGUUUUUACCGAAACACAAAGCUAAUUCUUACAGAUAAUGUAGAAUUUGCAUGUAUUUGAACACAAUUCUGACCAUGUUACACUUUUAGCAGUGGUUUUAUAAUAAACAUUACUACUUUU